CGGGAGACAACAGUGGUGGAGGUGGCGUCAUACAAGGUACCACCAACUAUCUCCAUCAUGUAAAGAUGCUUAAGGAACCCUUCUUCGAGUGCCCCGGCAAGCGAGAAGUGUCCUCUCUGUGGUGUGCUCGCUUUAUAACAACUGCUAAGGCUGGACUAUAAGGAAAAUUAGUGAUAUUAACUGACAAGGAGUAAAUCGGUAGAAAAAAAGACUUAUACUAAAUGUCGUUUCUGGUUUUCACGCUGCCGUGGUGAGGUUACCUGUGCUGCAGUGAUGACCAGCUAAUGUGAGCUCGUCUGGCAUCACAUAAGUGUUAAAGAACCUGUGUUGAAUUAUGACUACUGUAUUCUCUUCGUUACCAAUAUAUUGUAAACAUCAGUGUGUGUUAUUAUCGUACGGCAUAGUUAAUUAAGCGAAUAGCCUAGAGCAACAUACGAUCAACAGGUUUAGGUAAGGGAUCCCGAGUGUAAGGCGCUAUAAACUUUUUAAUUUUUUAUCCUCUUCGCUACUUAUCAGUUCGUUAGCUGCUUGGGCCUGUACUGGCUCAUGAAUGUAUCUUAACCUGCCCCAGUGUUGGUCAAGUCUGGUCUUGAAAGAGCUCACACCCGGUGCCGUCACAACACUCGCUGACAGAUUGUUCCAAGAAUUCACAUUUCUCACCCGCAAAAAUUUUGCCCUCACUGUUUUCUGGACUUGUGACUUCUUCAUCCUUGAGCUGUGACCCCUAUGGUGCAGUUGAAGGGGAGGUGAAGAUGUUGUGUUGACUGGAGCAGUACUCUGUGAUAACAAGUCCUCGAUAAUGUUCAAGAUGAUAAAGAGUCUACGGCUGCAGCGUGGAGGGCGGUGGCGUGUAGUACGUGUUGGUUGCGUGGUGCUUCUGCUGCUGUGUGCGUGGACAGCGUUCUCCCAGAACGCCCACGAUCUCCCAUCAACCACCCUUAGUGAUAAGUUUAGCCGCUCACCAAAUCUCCAGGUGGCGCCCCCAGACAACAUUCACCUAGCAAAAGGUGAUCAUGUACACUUCAAAGUGGGGUCUCCCUCCGAGCCACACCUGCUGGGUGAACGGGCGCGUAGCCAGUCACGGCCUCUGGAGGAACGUUCCCACGCCCUGCCUCACCCCUUAGAAGAGCCCAUUCAGAUAAAUGACCAAGAACUUAAGAAAGACCUGAGACAGGAUGCAGCCCAAGCCGCUCUUAUGGACAGUGACAACAUAAAUCCAAGAUAUAAUGUGAAGGCUGUCAAGGACAAAUUGGAAGAACUUAAACCAAAGCCAUUUAGAAACCAGAUCUUCUUCCAUCAAAAGCAAUUAGAAAUUCCUGAAGGCUACCUGGAGGAGGAGUAUGUUGAUAAUUAUGAGGAAGAUCAGGGAGAUGAGGAAGGGAAGUGGAAAGGGAGGAACAGGAAUGAGGAUGAGAAUAAUGUUGCUGUUGAAGAGGUAGAUGAUCCGGGUGCUGCAAAGGAUGAUGUUGGACUCGAGGAUGUGGGUGGUGAAGCCUUCAAGAAAAGGAAGGGUAAGAAUAAAAAGAAACAUUCCAAAAUGAACAAGAAAGUAGAAGAGAACAAUGGUGAAAACUUAAAGAGGAUAGAAAGAAAGGUUAAUGAAAACAAGGACAUGUCUGGAAAAAUGGAUUUAGAGAUUGGAGGCGGUCAUCAUGUGGUCCAUCAGAAUGAAAAUGUACCCGUUGUGCCUGACCAUCCUGAUAUAGAGGAAGAUAUGGCCGCCACUGAAAAAGAUAUGGCUCUCCGGAGGUCAAAAGUUAUAGAAGUGUGUGGAAAGUAUGGCUUGGGACCUAAACCUGUCCAAGGUGCAUCAAAAACUAUAAAAUAUCCACCCUUACCCAACUACGAUGUCUUCUACAUUGACAGACCUGACCUGCUGGCUUGGUGUCCCAUCUACAAGGCAGCGUCAACAUCUUGGUUGUACAACUUUAUUAAGCUAGCUGGUUUGUCAGAGUCAUACAUACAGAACACCAAGGAGCAGGUGUCUCAUGUAGCCAGGAAAGUGUGGCCAGUUCAAGAUUAUGAGGAUAUUCAACAGUCUUUGAAAGUGUGCCUGAAGUUCAUGAUCGUGCGUCAUCCCUUUGAACGGUUGGUUUCUGCUUACCGGGAUAAACUUGAAAACACGAACAUUGGUAAGCAAAAUGGUGUUGACCACUUCUACGAGAAAUUUGGAAAGAAAAUAGUGGACAAGUAUCGUCCUCCUGGCAAAGGUCUUCCUGCAAAUCGUUAUUCCCAAGACAUGGAUGAUCCAAGAUUACCACAUCCCAAAGGCAUUGAACCCACUUUUGCAGAGUUUGUUAGAUAUUUAAUUGAUACAAAUCUAAUUUAUUAUGCUGAUGAUCACUGGAUGCCUUACUAUAUUUACUGCACUCCAUGUCUUGUCGAUUAUGAAGUCAUUGUCAAGUUUGAAACUCUUGAUCGAGACCAGAAUUACAUCAUAAGGAAAAACCACUUGGAAAAGAAGAUCCAACCAUCAUGGAAGCAUCUGACGAAUGGGAAGAAAACGUCAGAUACUGUGAAGAAAUACUUUGCCACCAUCACCAAAACUGAACUGAUGAAACUGUAUAAUAAAUAUAAACUCGACUUUGAGUUGUUUAGUUACUCUAUAGAUGAAUAUCUUGACUAUGUUCAACAGUCUUAGUACCGAGCGUGAGGGAUAACGUCUUUAUGUGGGGGAAAUAUUUCAGAUGCUUUAUACUGAUGUACGCUUAUAAAUAUAAUCCUUUUGUGGGGAAAUAUUUUAAUA
Molecule: messenger RNA, 2746 nt
Organism: Homarus americanus (American lobster)
Lineage: Eukaryota; Metazoa; Arthropoda; Malacostraca; Decapoda; Nephropidae
Product: carbohydrate sulfotransferase 9-like
Exons: 6
Coding region: 800-2641 (613 amino acids)
Biological process (GO): carbohydrate biosynthetic process
Cellular component (GO): membrane
Molecular function (GO): sulfotransferase activity
Source: RefSeq, a predicted model, not a curated record